UCCGGUUAUUUGCGUCACUAAAAACCCAUCCGCCCCCAGCGCGAGCGCAGCGAUGUGAUAGACUCAACUCCACUCAACUCCACUCAACUCUACUCUGACUCGCUGUGUGCUGCUGUUUCGCCGUGAUCGGCUUCGUUGGAUAAUGUACACCUAAAAAGUGGUUCAUGGUUUUAUUUUACAGCCAUGUACAAGCCGUCGUUGGUCGCUCAUGUAGUUUUGCUGUUUGUUUCGUUUAAGUGGUCGGUGUCCGUGCUGGAUAGAGUCCGAGUCAGACAGGAAUGGAGUGGUCCUGAGCGAGAGCUGCCUGAGCUGAGACUCUGGACGCUCCGCUGGCAGGACCUGCUGGACGUGUGUGUCCGCGUGCGGCUCUCUGUCCGUCCUCUGGUGGCAAACGAAUCUCUGCUGAUUGAGUUGAGCGACUCUGAAACGGGGGACUCCAACACGCUGUUCAUGUGGAAUCAGAGCAACACUCUCAGGUGGAUCAGCAGUAGUGGCGAGCCGUUGUUUCAGCCUCGUAAAGCUAAAAUUCAGAAGCAUGUAAAGAACGUGACGUCCCAUCAGGCCUUUUGGAAUGUGCGGUAUGACUGUUUCCCUGCCCAGCCUGGAUCCACGGUCAGCGUGUCUGUUCACAGCCACGGUCAUGUGCUCAUCAGCACGUCUUACCUCGUAGAGAACACAGACACAGACGAUCCAGUGCCCAAAGCCAGUGUUACGGUGGAUGAACAUGCCAAACACUUCACUGUACGAAUGGACACAGACCGAGGAGAAGUGGAGAUGAGCCUGUGCUACAAAAAUUCACAUGCUGUGUGUGAAGUAUUUGAUUCUGAUAAGACUGAUCUGAAGGUUAAAACCUUCAAUCUGAGCUUCCCCUACCUGAUACCUUGUGUCUGUGUGCAGCUGUGGUUUCCAGGCACUGAUUCCAGAAGAAACACACAGUGUCCCUUAAAAGAGAGAGCAUUGCCACAUGGAGGUGAUAUCUUGUCCUCGAGUUCAGUUAGAGUUCGUGGCUCUGUUCUGGAGUGGAAGCCUCUCUGCCCCGCUGACCAAUCAGAUCCCUCCGUCUCUCUGUGCUGGCUAAUCCACAUGCAGAACUCUUACUGUGUCCCCGCCCCCAACACCACCCUCCACAGGACCAAACUGGUGCGUGACGAUCCCACAAACAUCCAAUAUAAUGUGUCUGCUGUGGAUAAACACCCUCAGAUGUGUGUGAAGUUUUCUCUCAAUGGCAGUGGUCGGGUCUUCUGUCCGUUCGAGUCAGAGGGCCGCUCGGAGUGGAGCGUGGUGGUCGUUCCUGGAUCUCUGCACCUGCUCCUGCACCUGAGCUCCAGUAUCGCCGCUUCGUUUGCUGCUCAGCUGUGCACCAGAGAGGGAGAGACCUGUUUAUCUCAAGGAAACGUCAUCUCACGCCGGGUGGAUGGGGGCGCCACAGAGGCUGAGCUGAGCGUGCCCUUCCCCUUCCUCUCAUCAGGACUGUGUGCGCAGGUAUGGCGCUUGGAUCUCCAUGGAAGACGAAUCAGUUGCCCUGACUUUGCACACAGGCGAUGGGGUCUCAUCACUGGCACUGCAUUGACUCUUCUGGCUGCGGUCACCGUGCUGCUCUGCAUCACGUGCUACCUGGUCAAGAAAAGCACAUCAGUGUGGCGGAGCGCUGAAAGACAUCCCGUGCUGCUCGUGUGCUCGUCUAACGAUGCGGCCCAUGUGGCUGCCGUCUGCAGUUUAGCCUCCGGCCUGCAGGGGGAGCUCUUGAUGGACGUGAGGCUGGCGCAGUGGGCGUCCUCUCUGGCUCAUCUGGGACCCGUGCCGUGGCUGUACGGACAGUGUCAGGCCGUGCAGAAGGCGGGUGGUCUCGUCCUGAUCGCCUGGAGCCCUGACGCCCAGCAGGCUUUUCUGAGACAGGCGAAGAGCGAUAGGGUCGCUGGAUCGGAGUUCUCUGAGACUGGGCUGUAUAGUGCUGUUGAAGAGGAAGAGCAGAAGUACUGUGAUGGAGAAUGGAUGGAGAAUCCAGUGGAGUCGUCCUCUAUCACGGCUCCUGUGCUCAACGCUGCCCUCUCCUGUCUGUGGACGGGAAUACACAGCGAUGGCCACGGCCGGGGGUUUGGACUGGUGUGCUUCCAGGGUCUUAACAACAGCAGCAGCAGCACUUACAUCCCAAAACAGCUCCGCUGUGUCCCAAAGUACUGUCUCCCGAAGGACCUGUCCUCUUUACUGCACAACCUGGGAGAGCCCACAAGAGCCCAAGGGAGCGUGCGAUGCUGGCCCCGUCUUCUGUCCAAGGCACUGUCGUUCUUCAUGUGGCGUCAGCUCGCACCCAGACUAAAGGCAGGACUUCCUGCGCCGAGCGUUCCCAAGUGCUCACGGAAAUCAGUGAGCGGUACAAAGCGAAAGACGUGGAAGCAAAAAAAGCGGCGAAUUAAAGCGUGUUUGUCCAGAAAGGAGUGUUCAAAGAAGCAUUCUGCACCAGAGCUGCUAGGAGCCUGCUGAUGGGAUGAAGCCGUUUCACUCUCUGGCUGAACUCGUGCUGUCCUCUGAUUGUUUGCAUGGCGAGGAAAUGAGAAGGCAGAGGUGAUUCACAGACAGGCAGACAGUGCUGGCACUCUCCAGGCCGGUGCAGUUCUGUCCAGCAGGGGGCAGAAACAUCAAACUCAGACUCGCACUGUCUUCAAGUCUUCCAGAAGUAAACCGCUGGCGCUGUACGUCCCUGGUGUUCUGCUUUAUUUGGCAGCUACUGUUAUCUCGAGCGGCCUGUGUCUUUGGAGGCCCCACCGUUUCUGUUCAAGUGAUUUCGAACAGAUUAAAUCCGUCCUUGUUCUAGCUUGUACUAUUCUAGACAAUGCUUGAAACUUCAUAUUGUUAGUACUUUUUGUGUUAUUGCCUGCUUAAUAUGAAUCACUUGUUGUAUUAAUUUACCGACACUUUUAUCCAAAGUAACUUACAAAUGAGGUAAUACAUGUGCAGCGACACCUGAAAACAUGUCUCUUUCAUCACCAUUUGACUUCAUCUUAAAUUAAUUCAUCUUCAUCUUAUUCUUCCCCGUUUAGCUUGUGCUAAUCUGAACAAUGCCUGAAACUCUGUAUUAUAAGCACUUCCUGUGUCCUCUUAAUGAUCUCCUCAGGUGUAAGUCGCUUCGGAUAAGUGUCUGCUAAAUGAAUAAAUGUACAGAAUGAAAUGAACUCCCAACAAAGACCUGGGAAGUCUGGACUCAAAGAACUGUGACAUUUAUGGUGCUGUUCAUACAGUAUGUGCUUAUUUUGAAAAUAUGAUCAUUCUGACAGCUGGAGGCAGCAAUGAAUAUACAGUUAGCACUGCCUCAAGCGAUGUACAUAGCUGGCUGAAGAGAAGAAAUUAUAUGUGUGUAUAAAGACCUGUGUCAGUAGACUUGUCUUUGUAUUGUACCGCUGAACUUGGAAUCAACAAUAUUCCAAUAUAAAAAAACAGUUUUAUGUGGUCA
This is a messenger RNA of Onychostoma macrolepis, 3448 nucleotides long. RefSeq lists its product as uncharacterized. Lineage: Eukaryota; Metazoa; Chordata; Actinopteri; Cypriniformes; Cyprinidae. The record is from RefSeq and is a predicted model, not a curated record. The transcript has 17 exons. Gene Ontology annotation, molecular function: interleukin-17 receptor activity. The coding region runs from base 184 to 2481 and encodes 765 amino acids.